AUGAAAACCCUCCCUCUAGCCCUCCUUGCCUCGGCCUCAACGGCCCUAGCGAUCCCCCCUCAACACAACAGGUACCCAGCGAGACAAUCGGCGACGAAAUACCUGAUCAGUUUUGGCGAUUCGUACACUUCUACCAGCUUCAACAUUACCGGCGAGAAGCCCUCCGCCUCCAACCCACUCGGGAACCCCCCGUUCCCAGGCUGGACCUCAGCCGGCGGCGCGAACUGGAUUGGCGACCUCGUCGGAACAUACAACAACUCGCUGCUCCUAAACUAUAAUUUCGCCUAUGGCGGGGCCACAGUCAAUGCCUCUCUAGUUGCGCCGUAUACGCCUGAGGUUUACUCGUUGAUCGACCAGGUCGCCGAGUUCAACGAGUAUCUCGUGCCACCACCCAAUUUUGCGCCGUGGAGUACAAACAAUACCCUUUUCGCCAUCUGGCAGCAUACCAGGGGCGUCAACGAUGUAGGAGGGUCAUGGUACCAGACAAACCCGGAUGCCCUCGCGACUGAGAUCCUCACCCAGCUCUUCCAGCAGAUCGAGCUCAUCUACGCCGAAACCAACGAAAGAAGCCCGCUGAUCAUACCAGCCACGGACCGGUCCCCGUACAUCACCCAGGGCGAAAACGCAGACUACACGGUGACACAUCUCAAGGCUGCGAUCGCGAGCUGGAAUACCCAAUUUACCGAAAAAGCAGCUGCCUUUGCAGCUGCUCAUUCCGAUGCAGUCGUCAAAGUCAUCGACACUCAGCCCGUGUUCAAUGAGAUACUCGACGCUGGCGGCGAGGCGGCGGACUGCUGGAACGAAGACGGCGUCACCUGUCUUUGGUUCAAUGACUAUCAUCCAGGUCUGGUCAUCCAGGAUGCAGUUGCGCAGGCGGUUGCAGAUGCUUGGGGCGAUUUCUUUGUGGUUCCCUAG
Aspergillus nidulans FGSC A4 is the source of this 915-nucleotide messenger RNA. RefSeq names its product SGNH/GDSL hydrolase family protein. NCBI's taxonomy places the organism in Eukaryota, Fungi, Ascomycota, Eurotiomycetes, Eurotiales, Aspergillaceae. The coding region runs from base 1 to 915 and encodes 304 amino acids. Gene Ontology annotation, molecular function: hydrolase activity, acting on ester bonds. The transcript is spliced from 3 exons. The record is from RefSeq and is a predicted model, not a curated record.